AAGACGUAUUCAUGCAUAAACUCACAUCCCACAUGGAUUUCUGACUCGUGUUUACGUGUUUGUUGUGAUCAAGUGUGACUCAGUUAAAACUGGAUUCGCUUAUGAUCUAUUAUGUCGUCUUUUUUUUGUAUUUGACUGCGGAACUUCAAGAAUGUGAAAGCGUCGAAUUUUCAUGGAUUUAUAAUCAGAAAGGACAGAUAAUAGCGAUUGCUUGAUGUAUUCAAGAGCUUUCUAAAAUUUGCUUUGGUGAGUCUUCAAAAAGCAAAUUGUUAUGAACUCUUAAAAAAGCAGGUGCUUUGAGUCAAAUUGAAGACAAUUAUCAAACUACAUUGUGUCCUCGCUGUUGCAAGUGAACUCAUCCCUUGACGUUUUCUAAAGAAAUGAAGUUUAUUAUCAGCAUGACUUGCAUUAGUAUAGACCUAUCCAAAUAGGCUCCAUGUACUACUACCGAAUCCUCUUUAGUUGCAUUACCGUUUUCGCCGUUUUAACAACUUUAUUCAUUUCCUUGUACACCACCAAAACUUUACGUAAACCACCUCGGAAGCGUCUUACUCGACCACUAGAGCAGGUCUCUAAUGAAAGCCGUGUCAUUCUGUUUUACACGCCUUGGUUCGGCAACCUUCCAUGGCCGGGGAUCAAUGACAAUCCUGUAGGACUGACAGACACGAGUGGAAGGUCGUGCGGUGUGUCUUCGUGUAGGAUCUCAACCCACAGAGAGGACUUUCACCGCAGCCAUGCUGUCGUAUUUCACGGUGUUUCCAUGCGCGACGAGCUACACGAGAUCACAGGUGCACUUUACCGCGCUAAGCCUGCACGACAGAAGUGGGUCUGGUACGAGCACGAGAACCCGGCAAAAGUCGCUUUAUCAUAUGAUGUGAACGCUCUUAAUAGUAGAAUUGAUAUCACCGCAACAUACAGGCCGUCUUCAGAUAUCUUUAUACCAUACGGUAGCUUCCGAAGACGGGAAGAAAAAGGAAGGAAAGAGCCUUCCAGAAAUUACGCGGAAGGCAAGGACAAACUAGUGUUUUGGACCGUUAGUAACUGCAAGCCGAAAUUACGCAUAAAGCUAGUCCGAAGACUUGCUAAGUUUGUCCGAGUUGACGUUUUCGGGCAAUGCUCCAGUUCAUUUUAUUGGUUCAAGCGUAACUGCACCCGAUGGUCGACCGCUUGUGAUUCGAUUAGGCGUCGGUACAAAUUCGCCAUUGCGUUGGAGAACCACAACUGUAUGGACUACUUGACAGAGAAGUACUGGGGCAUAGUAAGCGAAGCCAAUAUGGUUCCAAUAUUAGUGGCAGGCUCUUAUACUAAAAGAUACCUCAUAGCGGGUUCCUAUAUCAACCUGCUGGAUUUCCCGAGCGCUACGGCUCUUGGUGAUUACUUGUUGUACCUCGAUGGUAACGAUACUGCUUAUUCACAGUACUUUUCUUGGAAAGAGAUUUACGAAGUCGACCUUUGGUCUGGUUCGUGGAUUUGCAAAUUAUGUGAGAUAAUCCAUGCGAAUGUGAGCAAGCCGCCUUUGCAAGAUUUUAGCGCGUUCUGGGGGACUAGGGAAAACUGCUACGCUGAUGACGACUACCUCUACUACAAGUGGCUCCUAUCACGAGCGCCCGCACGCGGAAUGAUCAGCGGGAUAAGUGUUUUUGUCAUGGCGAUAUUUGCAUAUUGGGAAGUCACGUGACACUGAUUAUAAAGUGCUCUUAAGCCGCAUUAUCACCAGUUUACUCUUAUAAUAAUAAUAAUAAUAAUAAUAAUAAUAAUAAUAAUAAUAAUAAUAAUAAUAAUAAUAAUAAUAAUAAUAAUAAUAAUAAUAAUAAUAAUAAUAAUAAUAAUAAUAAUACAGCAUUAUAAAAAUCUCAAUGCUUUACAAACAUCCUACUCUAUUCUUAAUACUAAUACUUAUGAUAAUAUUUCUAAUGCUUAAAAACUAAUCAAUUGUUGUAGUGCCUACAAAAUAAGUACGUCUUUAAAGACGAUUUAAAUUUGCUGAGACAGUCGGUGUUUCUAAUGUGUAGGGGGAGGGAGUUCCAUAAUUUAGCUGCAAAGUUUGAAAAAGAUCUGUCCCCGUAAGUUUUUGUUCGUGAUUUAGGAAUGACGAGAAGGUUCUUGUUAGCGGAUCUAAGGGAUAGAGAUGGCGUAUACGGUGUUAAGAGUUCAGUGAUAUAUUCAGGAGCCUGGUUGUGGAGAGCUUUAUGUGUGAUUGUAAGAAUUUUAAAGUCUAUUCUAGAAGCAACAGGUAGCCAGUGAAGUUCCUUAAGAAUGGAUGUAAUGGCGUCCCUCUUCUUAGCACCAACGAUUAGUCUUGCGGCAGAGUUCUGAACACGCUGUAGUUUGGCGAUUUCUUUUUCUUGGAGUCCAGACAGAAGACUAUUACAGGCAUCUAUAAAUCUCCAUCAACGUCGAUUUCAGGAAUUAUGUUGGUUGACGUGAAUCGAGAUGAGAUAUGUACAAUUUCCGUUUUAUCGAGGUUACAAGCGAGGCCAUUUGACGUACACCAGAUGAGGAUAUCCUUGACACAGACUUCAAGCCUUGAUAGAACUGAAGACCGAUCUUCAGACGGGCAAAUGGACACAUAACUGCAUGUCAUCAGCAUACAUCAUCGCACCAAGACCAUGUGCACGAACAACAUCUUCGAUAGGCGC
Messenger RNA from Nematostella vectensis (starlet sea anemone), 2639 nucleotides. Its product is annotated as alpha-(1,3)-fucosyltransferase 7. Gene Ontology annotation, molecular function: alpha-(1->3)-fucosyltransferase activity. Gene Ontology annotation, cellular component: membrane. Lineage: Eukaryota; Metazoa; Cnidaria; Anthozoa; Actiniaria; Edwardsiidae. The transcript has a single exon. The record is from RefSeq and is a predicted model, not a curated record. Bases 437 to 1678 code for a protein of 413 amino acids.